AUGUCAAAUCUUGCGAAACUUGACUUUGGGGCUCUUGACAUCUCGGAAAAGAAUUAUUUGCCUUGGGCUCUAGAUGUUGAAAUUCAUCUAAAUCCAGAAGGUCACAUUAAUGCUAUUAAAGAAGGAAAUACAUCAUCUGAUCAACAGAAGGCAAAGGUCAUGAUAUUCCUUCGUCGUUAUUUUCAUGAGGACCUUAAAAAUGAAUAUCUUACGCAUGACACAGUCACUAUGUACAAAAUCGUGGUUGUGGUUGUGUACAUGGCCGCAGUCGUGGUCGUGCCCAUAAUUAUGCUCGUGGUCUUUAUUUUGAUCAUAGUCACAAUGAAAAUCAUAGGAAUGUAUCUUUUCAACAGAAGUGGAAAGAUACUUGAAAAAGGUGGCCAGAGUAGCAAAAAUAAAGAAAAUAUUUGUUAUCGUUGUGGGAGAAAAGGUCAUUGGAGUCGUACUUUUCGUACACCAAAACACCUUGUUGAUCUUUAUAAAAAAUCACUAAAAAGUACAAAUACAAGGAUUGAGACACAUUUUGUCAAUGAGGAUGGUGAUCCCGAUUAUGGCAAUAUAGAUGUUACUCACUUAGAGAUUGGUGAUUUCUUUGUUGAUCCAGAUGGAAAAAUUGAUCACCUUAUUGGAGAUGGAAUUGUCAAGAAAUAG
Messenger RNA from Vicia faba (fava bean), 651 nucleotides. Lineage: Eukaryota; Viridiplantae; Streptophyta; Magnoliopsida; Fabales; Fabaceae. The record is from the annotation of a GenBank genome assembly.